GGAUCUUUCGUAUUUUGGGUGUCAUCAAGGGACACACAAAAAUCGUAGUAAUUUUUAUAGAUAAAAAAAAACACCGUCUGCAGCAUAAAAAUAAGGUACGCGUUGACGACGUGAAACAAAAAGUGCCUCGUGUUGCCAAGUUUGGCCGGUGUCCGCGAGUGUUUGUGUUGUGAACUGAACAAUUCUUAAUGGCAGUGACACCGAGUGUGAUUAGGAGUCUCAGUAGAGUGUCCUAAGCCAGUGGUACACUCAGCUGUCAUCAAGAGCCCCACUAGUGUACUAACCCAGUGUCAGGAAUUAGGAAUUUAAGUGUAAAAAAAAAGAAAAAAGAAUCAGACGCGUGUGUUUGUCGAGGUUAAUGACUCUGAGUGGACCGUAACGAGGGGAAGUAAGAGUGUUAAGACGGUGAUGGUAGCAAGUGGCUCAACUUUAAUUUGCGGAGGAGUGAGGAUGGCCAGUGAAGACAGACAGGCGCUACUCCCACGGCAGGAGCUUGGUGAGGAGGGGCGCCAAGGGUAGUGGAGUAGGAUUUAUAUCCAGUCCAAAAGGAGGCGGGAAGCAUCAGGGGUCAUCACGCUCCCUGACCCCCCCAUACCCUAAGCCCCACCAUGCCCAUCAGAAGGGGCCACGUCGCCCCCCAGAACCUCUUCAUCGAUACUAUCAUCCGCCGCUUCGAUGGCCCAA
Molecule: messenger RNA, 684 nt
Organism: Homarus americanus (American lobster)
Lineage: Eukaryota; Metazoa; Arthropoda; Malacostraca; Decapoda; Nephropidae
Product: potassium voltage-gated channel subfamily H member 6-like
Cellular component (GO): nucleus
Source: RefSeq, a predicted model, not a curated record